Molecule: messenger RNA, 1209 nt
Organism: Podospora anserina S mat+
Lineage: Eukaryota; Fungi; Ascomycota; Sordariomycetes; Sordariales; Podosporaceae
Exons: 1
Coding region: 1-1209 (402 amino acids)
Source: RefSeq, a predicted model, not a curated record
AUGGAAGAAGGACAUGGCGUGGCAGAGGAAUUUGAACACUUGGACGUACAGCGCCACAACAAGCCUUUGCAUUUCUUUUGUGUUUGCCAUUUGUGUUUUCUUCUGGACAAAUCUCAAGUUCUCACUCAUUUCCGCAUGGAUAUCUAUCGACGCAAAGGUUUCGACCACAUUCCGCCUCCAGAGGAGAAAGCGGAUGGGAACAAGCAACCGAUGGUGGCAUACUCGGUGCAAUACCUCGACAGAGAAGGAGGAGAUAUAGGCACACAACCCCAUCCCACCACCUUUGACCUCGAUGUCGCCCGCCACGCUGUCCUGAAGUUCAAAGCCUCGGUAUUUGGCGUGGUGACCGUGCUGAAGACUUCUCACUCACCAGAGGCCUUCAGGUACCUCUCAGAUGAAUCGAGACUCGACAGGCUAUCCCAUAUCCUGAGUGACGCGUCCAUCACUGUGAAUGUGCAUGCGACAAAGAUCAUAAUCGAAUCGCAAGCUCUCGUCAACGCUAUUCGCACGGUUGUCCGCUACUACCCCCAGAUUGAUCUAGAAGGGAAAUCAUUGGAGCUUGAUGAGCCGUAUGCGGUCAUUGGGCAUCAUUUGAGGGAGCUUGAGAGCUUGCGUCAAGGUCCACAGGAUAGCGCGUUGGACCCCAAGACCACAGAACAUCUCGGACUACUCCUCGACUAUCUCCACACCAAUGUUUACAAGGACAAGAUAGAUGCUGAACGCAUCCUGCAUCUCAAAGAUCUCUGCACCUUCCAGAUGCUCUGGCUUUUGUUCAAGCCUGGCACUACUGUCUACCUCGAGUUCCGAGGUAACCUUGAGGCCUAUGUGGUACAGUCGGUGGUAUCAGACCCUGCCAUACUUUCCGACGUGAAGCAACGCCUUGAACCCUACAAAAUCAAGCUGUGGUCUUUGAGAUACGACGGGCGGUUCGUCGGCAGAACUUCGACUGAGGUUGUUCUUCCCCCGUUUGGGGGGGAACGUGCAAUUACUUCAUUGAAAGUGUUUCCUUGUGAGUAUCGUGACAAAACUGAUGGCGGCAAGACCAAAAGACAGUUGGAAGAGAACGGUAGAAAGUGGUACAACCUUUUGCUUGGCAAGCAGAUGCGUUACCAUGGCGAGCUGUUUGACCAACGCUCGCUGGAAGCUAGACUCCAGACCAAAACAACGACUCGAAUCGCGACGAGCCGCAACCAUCGGAGAGCGCCUUGA